This is a messenger RNA of Eublepharis macularius, 2000 nucleotides long. It is a transcript of the gene TMEM233, whose product is annotated as transmembrane protein 233. The transcript is spliced from 3 exons. The record is from RefSeq and is a predicted model, not a curated record. Gene Ontology annotation, cellular component: membrane. The coding region runs from base 273 to 638 and encodes 121 amino acids. Lineage: Eukaryota; Metazoa; Chordata; Lepidosauria; Squamata; Eublepharidae.
GCCGCGGCGGGUCUCCGAGGGCCGCCAGUGCCAAGUCGCGCCUCCUCCAAGCGCCUCGCCGGGACUUGGGAGCGAAACCUGAGCGUUUGCCCCGGCUGGGCUGGGCUGGGCUGUGGCUUGGCCGCUGUCCCCGAACGGCCGGGCGCGAGCGAAGGCGGCGCGAUGAGGGGCUGAGCGCGGCGCGGCGUCUCCCUGCGCAGCGCAGCCCUCUCCGCAGCGCGCCUCCUCGCCGUCCCGUCGCGUCCCGUCGAACUUCCCUGCGGCGGCCGCUCAUGGAGGGCUCGUCGCUGCCCUCCUCCGACUCCGACCUCAAGCGGGCCUUGGGCAACAGCAGCAACGGCGCCGAGUUCCAGCUGGGCGGCGAGGAUGAGGAGGCGGCGGGGCCCGAGGAAGAGGCGCCCAUGCCCAAGAACUACCUGUGGCUCAGCAUCCUGUCCUGCUUCUGCCCCGCGUACCCCAUCAACAUCGUCGCCUUCGUCUUCUCCAUCUGGGCUGUGAACAGUUACAACGAUGGAGAUGUGGAAGGAUCGAAAAGGCUGGCCCACAAUGCAUUCUGGGUGGCCAUCGCAUCGAUUAUUAUUGGCAUUGUGAUCAUAGCGUUGUACUGUACAGUCCAUUUCACUACGCAUGCCAUCUGAAGACCAAGAGUGGAUAUGAAGGGUUGCCGUCUUCAAGAAAAGCAAAUCCCCAACGAAGCGAAAAAGGAGGGAUCCUCCAGUCCAGACCGAUCAAGUAACGUGGAGGCAUGUCACAAGUGAACAUACUGGUCGUUAUUGCCAGUCACAGCGUACUGUGAUAAGUAAAUGGUAUUCUUAAAUAAUGCUAUUCUAGAGCAACACUCCCCCUCCAUUUUAAUGUAUGUCAGAUGCAACCUGUGUCCGUAAUGCACUGUACUGCAGUAUGUUCACCCUUUCCCAUGUGGAAAGUCUCCCAGGCUGGAGGCUUUCACUGGCUGAACUUUCUGGACUAGUGACCGUUGGAAGAACAGAACUGCAACGUGUCAGACAAUUUCCCCUUUUGUUCCUCAAUGCCAGUUUGGACCGUCAUGGCUCUUUAGCUGUAUUAACAUCUCUCAGAAUGCAAAAUGAAAAUAAUUCCAUGUUUGUACUGUGUUAUGGACGUCUGCACCACCCUCUCUGCAGGUCACCCCUUCCGAGUUUUCACCACAUUCUUAAAGGAUGAUUUGCAUCGUGUCGUUUUUGAUAGGGAGGGGGCUUGCAUCAGAUCUGUAGUCUUUCCUCUUCCAUUACUUAAUCCAACAUUCAAUUAUUUUUCCUUCUCAUGUUGACUUCCCUCCAGCCCAAAGGCAAGGCAAUUGUUUCCACAUGCAUGCACUCUUAUUUUGCUACAGCGCUUUUGCAAAUCUCUUAUGAAACUUGUAGCGCAACAGUUGGCUUGACUGUGCUUCGGUGAAUGUUUGUGUUGGUCCCAUUCUAUGACUGCAUAUGUUACAGUGGACAACUGAAAGUCAGGAAUGAGUUCAGAUGGUAGUGGUGGUUGCCAACUGACCAGGGGGGGGAAUAACAGCCUGGCCGCUCCUAUGACUUCCUGAGUUACCUAAGUCAGUAGUUAAAAGCUUUCCCCAAAAUGGAAAAUAACGAUUGCCUGCUAAGUUCUGUGUAUUAAGAGGCUGUGAUCGGCAUAAUUAACAGUGGUUGCUGGAAAGUUGGCAGCCGUUAGAAUGGUUGACAAUUGAGGUGAAAUUCAAUUAAGCUUGGCAUUUUGGUGUCAUGGAGGAAAUACAAAAAUCACACAUUGGAUCCUGGUUGGAAUAAGAAUUUUAGGGGGGAGACUUGGGAAAAUAUAUUCCCAAUUUCUACAAGUGAGGAAAGAUGAAUAGUUUCAUCCCCCUUAAUCUCUUCGGAGAAAUCACGGACAGGAAAAAACCUCUCAUAAAGGGAGGAAGCGUAAUACUGGUAGCCACCCAUGCCUGAUAAUUUAUUUAAACAAAUUAAGUCUUGCUUGGAAAAAAAAACACAAUAAAAUUGUAUUUGUUUGUA